Molecule: messenger RNA, 888 nt
Organism: Colletotrichum orchidophilum
Lineage: Eukaryota; Fungi; Ascomycota; Sordariomycetes; Glomerellales; Glomerellaceae
Exons: 1
Coding region: 1-888 (295 amino acids)
Molecular function (GO): glycosyltransferase activity
Source: RefSeq, a predicted model, not a curated record
AUGAGUUACCUUCCCGGGCUUCUUACGUUGCAUCAUUCCCUCGAAGCCUCAAACACAAUUUAUCCCUUCAUCGCCCUUCACACAGACUCCUUUCCCGAGGAGGGUCGCGCCGCCAUCGCCGCCCGAGGGAUACCCCUCCAACGGGUACCUCGGCUAAGUCCCCAAAAACGAAGAGACUAUUCGAGCGAGCCGCGUUUCGAAGACACAUGGACCAAGCUGACCGUCUUCUCUCUCACCGCGUACAGCCGGGUCGUCCUGCUAGACUGCGACAUGCUCGUGCGCAAGAACAUGGACGAGCUGAUGAUGGACCUGCCGCUGGACCCCGCCGCAACAAGCACCUCCACCACUGCCGGCACAAAGGUCUUCGCCGCCGGUCAUGCAUGCACCUGCAACCCCCUCAAGAAGCCCCACUUCCCAAAGAGCUGGGUGCCGGCCAACUGUCCAUUCACAUCCCACCACGCCAACCCCGGUGCAGCUCAGACCAACGGCGCGGAUCUCACUCGGCAACCGCUCGGUCUCCUGAACAGCGGUCUUCUCGUCGUGGUCCCCUCCGCAGCCCAUUACGCUGCGAUAGUAGACUGCGUCAAGAACGCACCUGCAGAGUGGGUAUUUCCUGAUCAGGACCUCCUCGCAAAUCUGUUUCGGGGACGAUGGGUCGGGUUGCCGUACGUGUAUAACGCGCUGAAGACGCUGAGGUGGCACGGCGUGCACGAUGCUAUUUGGAGGGAUGAGGAAGUCAAGAACAUUCACUACAUCUUCAGCCCCAAACCCUGGGCUGAUAAUAAAGGCGAUGCAUCGGGUCACGACGAGUCUCACCAGUGGUGGUGGGCGGCGGACGGGGAACGCAGGGCACGGGAGGAAGCCGGUGGGAUUGCUGACGGAUACUGA